UAUAAAUUGAAUCCAAACAUCAAACCAUUAAACGACAAGACCAGAUUUCCUCAUCAACUUGAUAUUAUUGAAACAUCCUCUAGCUAGAUACUGAUCAUAUUUACUCUAUAAUAGAGAAAAGAAGCUAAGUCUUCUUUCUACAUUUUGCACAUUGUAAUGACCACGAAGAAACGACACAUCUCAACUACAGAUAUAUAAGAGCCAAACUGCUAAAAGUAUUGAUUUUCGACAAGAAAGAUGGAAAAAGAAGGAGAAUUAAUGGUGCGGGGACGUGUAGAGAUCGACACGAGGCAGCCUUUUCGAUCUGUGAAGGAGGCAGUCAUGUUAUUCGGAGAAAAGUUUUUGGCUGAAGAAAUUUAUGCCAAACAGCUUAAAGAGGUACAGACCAAGCCAAGUGCUGGACAGAACCAGCCUAAAACAGAUUCACCAGUGACAAUUGAGCUUGAAAAGACAAAGCAAAACCUCCAAAAAUCAAAAGAAGAAGGAACUUUUAUGGCACAUUGUCUUCAAUCUCUAAAAGAAGAGUUAGAACUGACAAAAAGAGAAAUACAACAGUUAAAGACAAGAGAACUGAAGCAGAAAGUACCUUUAGGCGCGGAUCCUGAGAUUGAAGAGCUCAAAUUCAUUGAGAAUUCAUCAUCAUCCAAAGUUGAAUUAAGAACACAAUUUCAAGAGUAUGAUAAUGAGAUUGAAUUUCAGAAAAAAAGGUCUGUUAAAUUUGCUAGUACCCCUUUACUUACUAAGAUCAUUAAUGUGGAGACUAAGACUAGCCCUUCACAACUUAAGAAAAAAAUGAAGAAGAAAACUUUAAUUCCUUUUUUUGGUGGAUUGUUUUCCAAGAAGAAAGGAAAUCAAGUAAACCAAUAUUCAUGAAAUCCUAUUUUAAGUUUGAAAUUUUGUGACCCUUUUGAAUAAGGAGAAUGGUAGAGGUCUCAAAAAGAUUUUACCAUUGCAUUUGGCUGUUAAUUAAAUAAGUUUUCUUCUUGUUAGAGAAUCUUUAUUGGUUUAUUUCUAUAAUCUAGAAAGAGAGUGCCUGUAAUUAGUUCAAUAUUUUAGAUAUGCAAAAUAUAGUACACAUGGACGAUGUGUAUAUAUAUUGAUUGGGAUUAUCAGCAUUGUUGUUCAUUAUUGAAAAAUCUACUAUUACUA
Molecule: messenger RNA, 1149 nt
Organism: Nicotiana tabacum (common tobacco)
Lineage: Eukaryota; Viridiplantae; Streptophyta; Magnoliopsida; Solanales; Solanaceae
Product: WEB family protein At2g17940-like
Biological process (GO): chloroplast accumulation movement; chloroplast avoidance movement
Cellular component (GO): cytosol
Source: RefSeq, a predicted model, not a curated record